AGUCUGAGUGUGCGGCGGGCUCUAGGACCCUGCGCGCCUCUCUCGCCGGACUCUCUCCGCGGGCUGGAGUCUCUCUCUGUGGGGAGUGCAGUGGAGGAGAGGCGAGGACACGCUCGUGCUCAUCAAAACACUUUUACCUGUUUUCUGCGGGAUUAAAGUAGCACCCGAGGCAGCGAGCUCCUCCACAGCAAUGCGCCGGAGCCCUCAGUGAAACCCAUCUCGGCGACCCGUGUGAAGAGGCUUUACGCUGGCCGGAUCGAAGCACUCGGUGGAUCUGGAUAGACUGACGGCCGGAGAGCAUGAUGACAGACGUGGUGAUCGUGAAGGAGGGAUGGCUCCACAAGCGAGGAGAGUACAUAAAGACCUGGAGGCCGCGCUAUUUCUUGCUGAAGAGUGACGGUACGUUUAUCGGCUAUAAGGAGCGACCGCAGGACGUGGAUCAGCUGGAGACGCCGUUAAACAACUUCUCCGUGGCACAGUGUCAGCUGAUGAAGACGGAGCGACCCAAACCAAACACAUUCAUCAUACGCUGCCUGCAGUGGACCACUGUCAUAGAGCGCACCUUCCACGUGGAGAGCCCCGAUGAGCGAGAUGAAUGGACCAAAGCCAUCCAGACCGUGUCCGACAGUCUUCAGAAACAAGAGGAGGAGCUGAUGGAGGCGUCUCCUAACCACAUGGACAUGGAGAUGUUCCUGACCAAACCUCGGCUCAAAGUGACUAUGCACGACUUCGAAUACCUCAAACUUCUGGGAAAAGGCACUUUUGGGAAGGUGAUUCUGGUGAAGGAGAAAGCAACGGGAAAAUAUUACGCCAUGAAAAUCCUCAAGAAAGAAGUGAUUGUAGCCAAAGAUGAAGUGGCUCACACACUCGCAGAGAACCGUGUGCUGCAGAACUCCAAACACCCCUUCCUCACGGCUCUGAAGUACUCUUUCCAAACCCACGACCGCUUGUGUUUCGUCAUGGAGUACGCCAACGGAGGAGAGCUCUUCUUCCACUUGUCACGAGAUCGGGUUUUCUCGGAGGAUCGCGCGCGCUUCUACGGAGCAGAGAUCGUGUGUGCGCUCGAUUACCUGCAUUCAGAGAGAAACGUGGUCUACAGAGACCUGAAGCUGGAGAACCUGAUGCUGGAUAAAGACGGUCACGUAAAGAUCACUGACUUCGGCUUGUGUAAGGAGGGAAUCACAGACGGAGCCACGAUGAAGACCUUCUGUGGAACUCCGGAGUAUCUGGCUCCUGAGGUGCUGGAGGACAAUGAUUACGGUCGUGCGGUGGACUGGUGGGGUUUAGGAGUGGUGAUGUAUGAGAUGAUGUGCGGUCGUCUGCCGUUCUAUAACCAGGAUCACGAGCGUCUGUUUGAGCUCAUCCUGAUGGAGGACAUCCGCUUCCCCCGAACCCUCGCACCCGACGCCAAAUCCCUGCUGUCCGGCCUGCUCAAGAAAGACCCCAAACAACGGUUAGGGGGCGGCACGGACGAUGCCAAAGAAAUCAUGCAGCACAAGUUCUUCACUGGAAUCGAGUGGCAAGACGUUUACCAGAAGAAGCUGGUUCCUCCGUUCAAACCGCAGGUGACUUCAGAGACAGACACCAGAUAUUUCGACGAGGAGUUCACAGGACAGACCAUCACCAUCACGCCGCCGGGACAAGAUGACAGUAUGGAGUCGUUCGACAGCGAGAGGAGGCCACACUUCCCACAGUUCUCCUACUCGGCCAGCGGGACGGCGUAAACGCACACAACCGCUCUGAGACCCAGCACUGCACCGGUUUACCACGUUUACCACGUUUACCGCGUCUGGAUCUGUGAUGUUCGUCCGUUUCUUCUGUGGCCUUUGAGUUCAUGAUGUUUUCUGAGGAUGUGAGAGGGAACACUAACAUUUCCGCUCGAGCUGAUGGUGUAGCACUUCUUUAAUCCGGAAACUAACGGCAUGCCAAAUAUUCCUGUGUUUACAUAAAAAACAACAAUUUUAUGAAGUGACCAAUGGAGACGUACAGCAGAGUGUCAGCUUUUGUACGAAUAUCCAGAAUGUAACUCUGCUACAUUUUUACCAAUUGUCCCCCGAAGUAUUUUCAGACUAAAUUUGCAUCUAAUGUGCAAUAUAGUAGAAAUGUAGAUAAAUUAUUUUUUGCAAUUUUUCAAAUGAUCGAAUUCCAUUUAACGCACCAAAUUAACUUAUUAACCCCCCAGUGAUGUAGGAAGGGAGGCGAAGCAGUCUGGAAUAUUUCUGAAUCAUAUUUCAAUCAAAAAGAAAACUGAGCAAUUGUAUUUAAGAAAAUAAAGCCUGUUUUUAGGACCAAAAUAUAAAGAGAAUCAAAUGAGAAUAAAAAAUCGAAUGUAUGCAUGAGAAUUUAGAGUUUAAAUGUGUCUCUAAUCCUAAUUCAUGACAUUAUGCAUUUUUAUAAAAUUGAGUUAUUGUUUCUAUUAGUGAAAACAAUGGCUUUUUUUUUUUUUUUUUUUUUUUUUUGCAUGUUACCUUUCCGUUUUUGGCAUUUAAUACAUUUAAAUAUGGCAUCAAAAUAUGGAGGCAUGUUUCUGCCAUAAUAAAAAAAAUAAAUUAAAUUGCACAUUUUUAUCUCAUAUAUAUUUACAUCUUAAUUCUGACGCUGUUUCUCACAAUUCUGAUUUUUAUUCUCAUAAUUUUGAGAGGAAAAAACAAUUCAGAAUGGCCAGAUAGAAUCUCACAACUGCAAGAAAAAAUGUCAGAAUUGUAUGAUAAAAUAUAACAGUUACAUGUUUAUUCUGUAUAUUCCGUCGCUCAAACCAAAAAAAAAAAAAAAAAAAAAAGCAAAAAAAAAUUAAAGGCAGUUUUUUAAUAUAACCCCAGUAAAAAAAAAAUUGUUAUGAGAAUAAAGAUCUGAAUUGUGAGAAAAAGCCUCAGUUAGCUUUCUUAAUCCACAGUGAAACUAGCUUCCAUAUAAAAGCUGUUAAACCAUCAUCACACGUUUUAAAGUAAAUAUAAUGGAGGAUGCUACCGGGGCAUGUUGUCACAAAAGCUCAACAAGCAUAGAAUCAGAAAUUGCUUUUCUAAAUAAAUCCAUCCUUGGUUUAAAUGUGCUAUUGGUCCUUAAACAGGCUUGAUUUGUCCUCUAUGUGAGCUGGAUGUGUUUCCACGACUCACUAAUGUAUAGAGUCUAAAGGAUUUCUCCGUCUCAUCGAGGUUUUUCACGAAUGUUGCACGAACCUCAGCGAGGUACUUCAGCGACUGAUCAACAGCUACGAGUCCGAGCGACCCUCGAGGUCAAAUACACCUCGCCACUGUUAGAAAUGACUGUUUUUUAGCUUCGGUUCCUUCGUUAUUUAUAUAUUAACAGAUAGAAAUAUUUUGUGCUCCACACACACAGACACACACUCACACAGAGACACAAACACACACACACAGACAGACAGACACUCACACACACACACACACACACACACGCACAAUCACACACACUCACACGCACACACACACUCACACACACACACACACACACACACACACACACACACAGAGACACACACACACAGAGACACACUCACACACACACACACACACGCACACACAGAGACACACACACACACACGCGCACACACACACACACACACAGAGACACACUCACACACACGCACACACACACACACACACGCACACACACACACACACAGACACACUCACACACACUCACACACGCACACACACACAGAGACACACUCACACACACUCACACACACACUCACUCACACACACACACAGAGACACAAACACACACACACAGACAGACAGACAGACACUCACACUCACAGACGCACAAUCACACAGACUCACACACACACACACACACACACACACGCACUCACACACACACACACACACACGCACUCACACAAUCACACACACGCGCACAAUCACUCACACUCACACAGACACACACACACGCGCACACACACUCAGUUGUACACUCAAGUGUUUUAAAGGUAAUUUAAAGCAACAUCGGUGUAAAUAUCAAGCAAAUGUCACGAUGUAAUCAGCACGGCCACAAACACGAUCUUUGUACAGAUGUGAAAAUCUGUUGGCAGGUUAUUAUUAUUAUUAUUAUUAUUAUUAUUAUUGUGAAGCUCUGAUCAUCGCUGAUAUGAUGUGUAAUAAUCACCAUACGUACAUGAAUGUAAAGGCCUUUCCUCUCUGUUCACCUUAUGACCUUAUUUUAUAUGCAAAACUAUCUCUUCCUGUUUUUAGAUCUGAUGUUUCAUAUGAAUUAUGCUCUUUCAUACUCUCGGGAAGAUAUUUGACUUUUUUAUCCUUUCAUUUUGUUGUCUUUUUUAACACGUGAACUAAAGAACACCAGCUUUAGGAUACAAAUAAUAUUCCAUUUGUAUACACUGUUCAACUGUUUUUAUGAUUUUAGAAUUUUUUUGUUCAUUGAAUUGAUCAAAUAAAGUUUUGGCUGAACUGCA
This is a messenger RNA of Carassius gibelio (silver crucian carp), 4429 nucleotides long. RefSeq names its product v-akt murine thymoma viral oncogene homolog 1 (gene akt1). NCBI's taxonomy places the organism in Eukaryota, Metazoa, Chordata, Actinopteri, Cypriniformes, Cyprinidae. Gene Ontology annotation, biological process: protein phosphorylation. Bases 300 to 1724 code for a protein of 474 amino acids. Gene Ontology annotation, molecular function: protein serine/threonine kinase activity; ATP binding. The record is from RefSeq and is a predicted model, not a curated record. The transcript has 14 exons.